AUGAGCUCGCCGGCACCAGCAGCGUCGGACGAGAACAAUGAGAGGCGGAGGAGCCUCGGAAAGUACGUGAAGAGAAUGAGCAGUGUGUUCAAGCGCGGGAGCUCCAGCAGAGCAUCUGCGCCCGCCUCGACAUCGACUGCUACUCCGGCCACGGCACCGGCACCAACAGCAACAACUGCUCCGGAGACGACUACACCCGCGGCACCGGCCUCCGAAUCUGCUCCCGUGGCGACGUAUCAGUACAACAGGAGCGCAGUGCAACAGGAAAGAGCUCGGGCGCUGUUCGCCAAGUACGGAUUGACUCUGGAAUCCCAUGAAUGGAUAACUCCCGCUAUUUCGAAUAUCCAGCGGGUGGAAAAGCCCAUCCGGAUGCGCGUCCACCGGACCUGCCACCGAUGCGAAACCACCUUUGGACAGGAACGCGUCUGCGCCAAGUGCCAGCACAAGAGGUGCAAGAAAUGCCCUCGCUACCCGAAGAAGAAGGUCAUUGGGGACAACACGGACGAUCUCGCUACUGAACAGCGUCCGAAAAAGAAGCAGCUGCUCACCAUCAAGAGCAAGACUGGUGGAGAUCUCGUCUAUCAGCCAACCAAGCAGCGAGUCCGGCGGACUUGCCACAAGUGCGAGUCGUUCUUCAACCCUCCAACGGCCACAGUGUGCGAAAAGUGUCAGCAUGUGCGAUGCACACGAUGCCCUCGGGACCCAGCAAAGCUGAAGAAGUGGCCGGAUGGCUAUCCUGGAGAUGCGCCGGCCGAGGAUUCCGAAACGGAGCUCGACAAUGAAAGACCGAAACGCAUGUACAGGAGACCACGGCAGAAGGUCAGAUGGGAGUGUGAGCAGUGUCAAACUUUAUUCGUCGACGGAGCGUCAAAGUGCGAAGGCUGUGGCCACGACCGGUGUAAUACGUGCCCAAGAAAACCGCCCAAAAAGACCAAGGUAGAGAAGGAGUUUGAUCCGGAAGUUGUAAAGAGCGUAGAAGAAAAGCUGGCUCGAUUUAAAGUUGGGGAGACGCCCACCUCAGUGUUGACUGCAUGA
Molecule: messenger RNA, 1035 nt
Organism: Mytilinidion resinicola
Lineage: Eukaryota; Fungi; Ascomycota; Dothideomycetes; Mytilinidiales; Mytilinidiaceae
Exons: 3
Coding region: 1-1035 (344 amino acids)
Source: RefSeq, a predicted model, not a curated record